Messenger RNA from Closterium sp. NIES-65, 1980 nucleotides. Lineage: Eukaryota; Viridiplantae; Streptophyta; Zygnematophyceae; Desmidiales; Closteriaceae. The record is from the annotation of a GenBank genome assembly.
AUGCCAGUCACGCUUAAGGUCGCCGGCUCCUGGUCCGGGCAGGUCGAAAUUCCGUCCCUGACCGAAUGGACUGUAUGCGAGCUGCGGGCGGAGCUUUCGCGCCUGUCCGGGAUCGACGCGGGAAGUUUAAAAAUUAUCUGCGGUGGGCGCACGCUUAAAGACCAGGCGGAGGCGGAAGGGGAGAGGGGGCGAGCGGGGGAAGCGGUGAUGGGGGCGGAAGAGAGAGUUGCGGAGGGGGAUAAGGGGGAUGUUGGGAAGGGGAAUAACGAGGGGAAUGGAGAAGGGGACAAGGGGGAGGGGAAGGGGACGGGAAAUUCGCUGGGAAAGCGGAAGGGCGGGCGAGGGAGAAGCUUAGAGGAGGUGGGGGUGAGGGCAGGUUCACGGCUUCUGGUGACAGGUGGCGGCAGGCGAUUGGGCGGCGAGAUUGCAGCGGAGGGGAAGCGAGUGGUGGAGGAGGAAGCUGCGAGGAAAGAGAGGGAGGAGAGGCUGUCACGAGUGAGGGCUGCAGCAGGUGCCAUUGCGAGGAGAGGCAGGGCGGGCAGGGGGGGAAGGGGAGGGCGGGAAAUGGGAGGGCCUGACGAUGGUGGGGAUGAUGAUGAUGACGAUGAUGCUGAAUUGCUGUUGGAGAAUCAGAGCGGGCAAAAACUAGAAAUGGCGCCAAUCGAUAAACGCUCCCUGGUGUCUGGUCUGCUGCUGCAUUCUCACGGUCGCACACUCCUCAGCAAAGGAAACUUCGUGGAAGCCCUCCCUGUGCUCGAGAUGGCCGAGGAAGCGUUCAGCAUCUGCGAUGCCAAAAUCACAGAGGCUAUAGACAAUAUUCCGAUGCUUCUAUUGGACAUCGUAUGGUGCCACUACAUGAUGAAAGACGUCGCCAGUCUGGCGUCUGCUAAAGGACGGCUUGCUGCCGCCCGGUCUGCUCUGCGCAAGGCGCACGGUGCGGACAUGUCAAGGCUGAGGAUGCUUCAGGGAAACUUUCGACCUGAGCUAGCCACGUAUCUCCGCCUUGACCUGUUAGACGCCAUUGCAGCAUACCACAGUGGAGACCUGAUGGGAGCCCGGCCGCUACUAGCAUCGGCCCAGUCCCUCUUUCAACAGCUGCAGGUUUCAGACGAUUCAUUGGCUAGCCUGGCAGGCAUGGGCUUCUUGGCCAAUGAGGCGAGGCGUGCACUACGUGUGGCGGGCGGUGACGUGAGCCGGGCGGCGGAGUUUGUCAUCUUGCAACGGCAGCGGGAGGCAGAGAAGGCAGAAGAGGACAGAAGGCAGAGGCGGAUGGAGAGGGAGCAGCGGGCCUAUGGGAGGACGCCACGUGGCAAGAAGGUGGACAUGCGGCUGCUGGACGAGCUGGCAGCAUACGGCUUCACGCGGCGGGUAGCAGCAGAGGCACUCAGGCAGAGUGAGAACCACCACCAGAGGGCCCUAGACGCGCUUCUUGACCCCACCUCCCUCGCUGCCCUCGAGGUGGCAGUGGCAGAUGGGAAGGCAGAUGGCAGCAGGAGGAGGCACAGCAGAGGUGGUGGUAGUGCUGCUGCUGGAGGCAUGUCUUCAGAUGACUCAGUGGCAGCGCUGGUGGCGCUGGGCUUCUCUGCUCACCAAGCCCGACAAGCCCUAGAGGGCAGCAGUAACGACGUGGAAGCAGCAGCAGCAGCUUUGCUGCAAGGGGAGUAUGGGGAGGCUGGCAUUGGGGAGGGCGGGGGCAGUGGGGAAGGAGGGUCAGGGGAUGGGGGGAACGGGACAGGGGGAGAGGGGACGGAGGGAGGUGGAGGAGAAGGGGGGAUGGAUGUUGAGGAAGGGGAAGGGAGUGAGGGAGGGAGCGAGGGGAGUGAGGAGGAGGAGGGGGAGAGGGAUGAGGAGAUGGAAGGAGAAAUAAGGAAGGGAGUGAGUGGGGAUCCCUAUGCUGAGUACGAUCUGGAUGUUUCACUAGAAGCUGCUGCGAUAGAAGAAUACUCCAAGCUGAUUAUUGGUACCAGUGAGAAUGUGUGA